This is a messenger RNA of Paramecium tetraurelia, 597 nucleotides long. RefSeq lists its product as uncharacterized. The record is from RefSeq and is a predicted model, not a curated record. The transcript has a single exon. NCBI's taxonomy places the organism in Eukaryota, Ciliophora, Oligohymenophorea, Peniculida, Parameciidae.
AUGAGCAAAACCAGCUUAAUAGAAAAUAAUUUCAGUUUAAAAUGCUUAAACCACUAGAAAGCUUAAGCACAAUAUUUUUGCUAAUUACCUUAAUGUCAAUAACAUAGAAUAUUUUGUGAGAAAUGUCUAAAUGAUUUUCAUUCCCAACACUCUGAUUCAAUAUGUCAUCUAUCAAAGCUGUUUCUAUUACUUGAUGAAAAGUCCCUAAAAGCAGAAUAAAUCCUGCAAUCAUAUUACAAUUAAUUCAAAAGUCUAUAAGAACAUUUUAGUGUCACAAUUAGAGGAUUGCGAUAUAUGUUCGGAGGGCUGUCAAAUGAUUUAUUAGAGCUUGAUUAGAAUCAAAUUAUUUAGUUUCUUGACCAAUUAAUUCACUUUGACGAAAUAAACUAAUUAUAUAGAGAUUAAGUAGAGAGCAAAUUACACAAGAUCUUGGAAAUUCUGAACCAAAUAUUUUCAAAGUUACCAUUACAAGAUAUUGCAUAUAGGAUACCCUAAGAUUUAGCACAAAAACUAUAAAAAUAUUAAAAUUUUGGUUAAAUCAUUAAAAUAUAUUAGGCAUGCAAUUAAAAGAAUAAGGUCUUUAUAGUGAGGCUAUGA